Molecule: messenger RNA, 1728 nt
Organism: Parascedosporium putredinis
Lineage: Eukaryota; Fungi; Ascomycota; Sordariomycetes; Microascales; Microascaceae
Source: the annotation of a GenBank genome assembly
AUGGUUUUCAUGGCCAAGGAUUUGGUCACGGGUGACACCGUCGCUAUUAAGUGCUUGACGAAGAAGUCGGCUGCGAUGGAAGGCCCAACCGAUUUCGCCAUCGACGACAAAUCGGAAGAAUUUGCGCUCCAUAGCCGUUUGGGCUCACAUCCUAAUAUCGUCAACCUGCUUCACGCUUUCGAGACAGAUGCGCACCAGUUUCUCGUCCUCGAGUUCUGCGCCCGGGGAGACCUGUACAUUCACUCCAAAGGAGUCUACCACCGCGACAUUAAGCCCGAGAACAUCUUCUUGACCAAGUCAGGCUCGAUGAAACUUGGUGACUUCGGCUUGGCUACUUCGGACAAAUGGUCAACGGAGUCCACAGUGGGGAGCGAUCGCUAUAUGUCUCCCGAGCAGUAUGACUCGGCUGGGGCCGGAUAUUCUCCCGCACAAGCCGAUAUCUGGGCCAUCGGUGUCUGCCUCCUCAAUAUCCUCUUUUCGCGCAACCCUUUCACGACCCCAACAGAGGUCGACCCUCUUUUCCUCGAUUUUUCUCGCGAUAAGCAGUCGCUCUUUGACGUUUUCCCAACUUUGUCUCAGGACACGUAUGAAGUUAUCGUUCAGUGUAUGAAUCUUGAUCCGAUGAAACGGUCCUUGAUCGGUGCCCGUGAGGCUCUCAUGAACGUGGUGAGCUUUACCACAACAGACGAGACGCUUGACGAGUUCUGCUCGGUUGAACGACGGACCGUCGCGACAGCCAACAGAGAGCCUUUGCGGACACCUUCGAUUCAAAGCCCCCAGGUCGAGCAGGGUGCUUUCCCGUGGGCAAAGGCUCUUCACGCCACCCCUCGCCAGGCCUUCCGUCAGCUGAGUGCCAUUCCCGACUAUGACGAGGAGCUUUUUCCCAAGUCAGAAGAUACCUCGGACUGGUGCUCUGCAACGGUUCAAACACCUAUGUCAUCGAUGUUGGGCUCGACAUUGGGCGCCUCCAUGCAAUCUCUCGCCAUCACGCAACCCCCUCGGCUUUCCCGGCCUUCUCGACCACGGCCUUCCAUGCCUGGAUCUUUGCCCAUCGCAAUGGGCAAACCAAAGAAUCUAUCCGCGAUGUCCUUCACCUUUGGUGGUCGUGGUAAGGGUGCCGUUUCCAAGAGCUGGAGCGACAUCUGGGACGAGGAUAUCGAGGAGGAAGAGGAGGAGGGACAGCUCCCACUCAACUCAAGGACUUGGAGCCAUGAGAGCGAGUCGACCAAGGUCGGUGAGAGCAUCACAGUCGCCGGAAAGGACAACGAUGCUGUGGAGGGCCUCGCAGUCAAGGAUGUUGAUGUGGAUCUAGCCGCCGACGGUUUCUUUUUCCACGAUAUGCCUCCCACUCCACCUGCUGAUACAACUGAGGCUACCGCAGUGCAGGUAGAGUUGCGUGCGCCUGAUACCCAGGCCCGCUACUCUCCACCUUCUAAGCGGAAUAAUUUGGAUAAAUGGGCGGCCUUGGGCCAGCGUCGUCGAGGCUUUGGGACGACUCCCGAAAUGGAACAAAUGCCAGAGUUGACAAGGCCCAGGCGGCAAAAUAAUGUUUUUGGAUAUAUGCACACGCAAGGUGCAAGCCAUUGGGAUCACCUCAACAGCCAAAGAACCAUCAAGGCUAAGGAGUGCCCAUGGAAUAAGGGACGAGACUGCAAUUGGCGCAAGGAAAAGCGUCUUGAUCUCGGCGAUAUUGAGUGGGUUGGGGCUUGGCCGGAAGGACAUGCUUAA